AACCGAGGCUGCAUCUAACCACCGUUGGAUCUGAAACCCGUCGAUAAACCCCUCUUAUCCUCUCAAAACUUCACCUACUCUUCUCUUUUUCUCUUUUUCCCUUUUUUGCCUCUCCACAAAUUGAGGCACUCAAGAAAAAAUCCUCUCUUUUUCGCUACCUUAACCAUACCUUUUUUCAUUUCACUAUCUUCUUCAUCAUCGACGUAGACUGGUUUUGUUGUGGUUUAUUUGUGAUGGAAAACGGCGAGGAAGUACUUGGCGAAGCCCGGACAGGGGAGAGGAAUGGUGUGGUAGAUGAGAUUGUUGAAGUGCAGCCGGAGGAUAAAGCAGCUGUGGGGUUACAUGUAUCCAAGGAAUCGGAAGGGGAUGAUGUAUUUGAGGAGGCAAUAGAGCCAGAGACUCCUGGUGUUGAUGUUGAAGAUGGAGUUCUUAAUUGUUCUCUUGAGGACAAUGGGAACUCUGAGUCAAGGGAUGAUGCUGAGAACUUUGAGGAAGCAGUUGAAGCUUUGCAUGAGAUACAACAUGCUGAUGAUGAGUCUAAUCAGAAGGCAGAUAAUAACUCGACUCAGGAGCCGUCAGUUGAGAAGCAAAAUUAUCAGGAAAUCGCAGCAACGGAUGAAACAGAAGUGGUUGAGCAGAAUAUCAUAGUAGAGAAGGGUAAAGAUGACAUUGCUGAGGUUGCAGAUCUGGGUGCUGCUAUAGAAACUGAAACUUCAGCAAAUCAGGAUGAAAGGAAAGAUAAGUCAAGUGAACCAGCUGAAUUUGAGGAGGGAGUUUCCAAUCAUGUGAACUUGGGAGAAACUCAAAGUCAUGAUGAUGCGAAAGAAACAAAUUCUGAUCUACAGGAUCAAGAGGUUCAUGGAAAAUUGGACACUCAGGAUGUUAAUGAGGCGAAAGGGGAUAAUAAUGUUCUGCAGAACGAGGUUCCUUAUUACAAAGAUGCUUUGCUGCAUGAGGAAAAGAAUGCUGAUGUGAUUGAAACAUCUGCUGUUCAGCGAGCUGGGCAUCAGGACACCGAUGAAGUCCAAAACAAUGUCACAGUUAGUUCUGGCUCUGUGCUGAAAGAUGAUAAAUAUACUGAUGUUAAGGAUGAAGAGCAGAAAAAUAUUUCCCCUAAUGAUGCUUCCGCAAAUGGUCACCUCGGAGAAAGCUUGAACCCAAGUGAUGAACUCAAAGGAGAAGCAGGGCCUAGUCCAGAACGAACGAAUGGUUAUAAUAUGAAUGAAGAGCAGAUAGAUGUAGAAAAAACAAUGCCUAGUCCAGAACCAGUUAAUGGUAGUAAUAAGGAUGAGGAGCAGAUAGAUGGAGUAAAAGCAGUGGAUUGUCCAGAACCAGUUAACGGAAGUAAUAAGGAUGAAGAGCAGCUGAAAGAUGGAGUAAAAGCAGUGUGUAGUCCAGAACCAAUUAAAGGAAGUAAUAAGGAUGAAGAGCAGCAGAUAGAUGAAGUAAAAGCAGUGCAUAGUACAGUACCAGUUAACGGUAGUAAUAAGGAUGAAGAGCAACAGUUAGAUGGAGAAAAAGCAGUGUGUAGUCCAGAACCAGUUAACAGUAGUAAUAGGGAUGAACAGCAGAUAGAUGGUCCAGGCGACGACGCUGUUUCUACUCUACAAGGAGGAACCUCCCCCUUAAAGACAGAAGUGACAGAAAAAGAAUCAACUGGUCCAGAACCAAUAGCCCCGGAGUACAUGGUGGAACAGAAAGACAUUCUGAGCGGUGAUGCUACUGAUCAUCAAGGACUGAAAUCAAACGAGUUGCCUACUGUGGGACCAGGAAAUUUGUAUGACAGGACCAAUGAGCAGAAAAAUGUUUCUGUUUCUGGCACUUCAGCUUCUGAGAACCAUACUGAAACUACUGCAGAUGAUGAAAUAUCUAAAUCUUCAGAAGCGUUACCGUCUGACAAUCAUGAGAAAGUUGUAAUGAAGGAAUCGGUGAAAUCAGUUGUCGUAGAGGACCUAAAACAAAGUGUGCCUAGGGUUACACAGCCAGAAGCCAAAUCUGCAACGGAAUACCCGUCAUCUUCUAGUGCAUCUGCAACUCGGGUGUCGGCACCUGCUCGACCUGCCGGCCUCGGUCGUGCUGCCCCGCUGUUGGAACCUGCUCCCCGAGUGGUUCAGCAGCCUCGUGUAAAUGGAACAGCAUCUCCUGCACAAAACCAGAUUGUUGAAGAAUCCACAAAUGGAGAGGCUGAUGAAUAUGAUGAGACACGUGAGAAGCUCCAGAUGAUAAGAGUCAAGUUUCUGCGUCUAGCUCACAGGAAUGGGCAGACUCCACAUAAUGUGGUUGUUGCCCAAGUCUUGUAUAGAUUGGGAUUGGCUGAACAGCUGCGGGGAAGAAGUGGAGGUCGUGUUGGUGCUUUUAGUUUUGAUCGUGCAAGUGCUAUGGCUGAGCAACUUGAGGCAGCUGGACAAGAACCCCUGGACUUCUCUUGCACAAUAAUGGUUCUUGGAAAAACAGGUGUCGGUAAAAGUGCAACCAUAAAUUCGAUAUUUGACGAAGUUAAGUUUGGCACUGAUGCUUUCCAGAUAGGGACAAAAAAGGUUCAGGAUGUUGUUGGGACUGUGCAGGGAAUCAAGGUUCGGGUAAUUGACACUCCUGGGCUCCUGCCUUCCUGGUCAGACCAGCGCCAGAAUGAGAAGAUCCUUCAUUCUGUCAAACGAUUUAUUAAGAAGACGCCCCCAGAUAUUGUUCUGUAUCUUGACAGGUUGGAUAUGCAGAGCAGAGAUAAUGGUGAUAUGCCAUUAUUGAGGACAAUUACUGAUAUUUUUGGACCAUCAAUAUGGUUUAAUGCCAUAGUAGUUCUGACGCAUGCUGCAUCAGCUCCACCUGAAGGCCCUAAUGGUACUGUAACAAGCUAUGACAUGUUUGUAACUCAGCGGUCUCAUGUUGUCCAGCAAGCAAUACGUCAGGCUGCUGGAGAUAUGCGCCUUAUGAAUCCUGUUUCGCUAGUUGAAAAUCAUUCAGCAUGCAGGACUAACAGGGCUGGACAGAGGGUGUUGCCUAAUGGACAGGUUUGGAGGCCUCACUUGUUACUUCUAUCAUUUGCAUCAAAAAUUUUGGCUGAAGCAAACACGUUGCUUAAAUUACAAGAUAGUAGCCCACCAGGACAGCCUUAUGCCGCUAGAACAAGAUCCCCUCCUUUACCUUUCCUGCUGUCAUCCCUUCUACAGUCAAGGCCACAGGUUAAACUACCAGCAGAGCAAUUUGAUGAUGAUGAUGAUGCUUUAUAUGAUGAUCUGGAUGAGUCUUCAGAGUCGGAAGAUGAAUCAGAAUAUGAUCAACUGCCACCUUUCAAACGCUUGACCAAAGCUCAGCUGGCAAAGUUGUCCAAAGAGCAAAAGAAGGCAUAUAAUGAUGAGUUAGAAUACAGGGAAAAGCUUUUUAUGAAAAAGCAGUUGAAGGAGGAGAGGAAGAGGCGGAAGAUGAUGAAGAAAAUGCAAGCUGCAGCUGAAAAUUUACCACCAACUGAUCCCAGCGAGAAUGCAGAUGAGGAGACUGGUGGUGCAGCAUCAGUGCCAGUACCCAUGCCAGACUUGGCAUUACCUGCUUCAUUUGAUUCUGAUAAUCCAACUCAUAGAUAUCGAUAUCUCGAUUCUUCAAAUCAGUGGCUUGUGAGGCCUGUCCUAGAACCUAAUGGUUGGGACCAUGAUGUUGGUUAUGAGGGCAUCAAUGUAGAAAGAUUAUUUGUUGUCAAAGAUAAGAUCCCUAUAUCUUUGUCCAGUCAGGUUUCAAAGGAUAAAAAGGACACCAAUCUUCAAAUGGAACUUGCAAGUUCAGUGAAGCAUGGGAAUGGAAAAGCAACUUCUUUAGGUUUUGAUAUGCAGUCAGUUGGUAAAGACCUAGCUUAUACUCUUCGCAGUGAGACCAGAUUCUGCAAUUAUAGGAAGAAUAAGGCGACAGCUGGUCUUUCAGUAACUCUCUUAGGUGAUGUUAUGACAGGUGGGGUGAAAGUCGAGGACAAAUUGACUUUUAAUCGACGGGGAUCGUUGGUCGUGUCUGGGGGAGCCAUGUUUGGCCGUGGUGAUGUUGCUUAUGGUGGUAGUUUGGAAGCGACGCUGCGAGACAAAGAUUAUCCUCUUGGUCGUUUCCUCUCAACCUUGGGGCUCUCGGUUAUGGACUGGCAUGGAGAUCUUGCUAUCGGAUGCAACUCACAAACCCAGAUACCCAUUGGACGAUACACAAACUUGAUUGGCCGUGUCAACAUUAACAAUAAGGGAUCUGGACAAGUCAGUAUUCGUUUGAACAGCUCAGAACAGCUUCAGAUCGCUUUGAUAAGCUUAAUUCCACUUGUCAGAAAGCUGAUUAGCUACUCUCAACCAGCUCAAUUUGGAUGAUGAUGAAACUACAGCAAUUCAGUAACUUACCAAUCACUUCUAUAGUGGGCAUUAGCUGAUCGGCAUCACAGAACAUGAACUUUUAUUUUCUUGUGAAGAAAGGAAGGACUUGCAUUAUUUGGCUUCACGAGGGAAAAUGUUUUCCAGAUUAUCCAAAGGCAUUUCAUUGUAACCUAAGAAGAGUUUAGCUUACGCUCGUCUUGAAAUUCCAGUUUUGUUUAUUAUAAUGAUGCUGAGAUUGGCUGUGCUUGUAAACUUGAUCAGGUUAUCCUCCUAGACUGGAACUUUUAAGUAUUGUUUAGUUAGGUUUUAAAGUAAUGAUGAUGAAAAAUGGGUUAACGGAAUAGCAAGUAGAGUUGGCUUUUUUAUAAAAUAAGGCUAUUAUGACGCUGCAA
Molecule: messenger RNA, 4726 nt
Organism: Lycium barbarum (goji berry)
Lineage: Eukaryota; Viridiplantae; Streptophyta; Magnoliopsida; Solanales; Solanaceae
Product: translocase of chloroplast 120, chloroplastic-like
Exons: 3
Coding region: 234-4331 (1365 amino acids)
Biological process (GO): protein targeting to chloroplast
Cellular component (GO): chloroplast outer membrane
Molecular function (GO): GTPase activity; GTP binding
Source: RefSeq, a predicted model, not a curated record